UUAAAAAAGAUGGAGGAUGAACCUUUUUUCAGAAGAAAACUGACGGUGUAAAAAGAUUGAGACGAGGAACAACACCGCCACGGACCACCGUGCACAGCCGCUGAAGCUUUUAGCCACCAUUACCGUUUUCCUAAACAGUAAUUAUUGACUAUAGCAACAAUGAAAGAAGCAGAAGUUAACAGAUGCCAGAUUCAACAAUGGUACCCCAAAUUCAAGUCUGUUUCAAUCAAAACUAUAAUUCAUGAACUUCCCGAGUCUUUCGUCGAGUAUCUUCUUGAUGAUUCGGGGCCCUUUGUCCUACCCUUGUCUGUUUCUAAUGAAGAUGCUUUCCCUAGUAGAGUUCAUAAUCCAAUUGAUGAAGAAGAUUAUCAAGUGUCGGAAGGUUCCGGUGAUGAAGCGGAGAAGCCUCUGCCGCCUCCUUCUUUUCCGGAACUUGAAUUGAAGGUUAAGGAAUCGAUUGAAACCCUUGGAGGUGCUGUUUUUCCUAAACUGAACUGGAGUUCCCCGAAAGACUCGGCUUGGAUUAGCUCAUCUGGGACCCUCCGGUGCACUUCGUUUAGUGAGAUUGUGCUAUUGUUGCGGUCAUCUGACUCGUUGGUUCAUGAUUUAUGUCAUGCUUAUGAUUCCUGCAGCGAUAAAACCUUGUCAAGACCGUCAAGUUUCUUUCUUUCACUUCGGAAAUGGUAUUCGUCUUUGAAGCCUGAAAUGGAAUUUCGAUGCUUUGUAUCGGGUCAUCAGCUUGUUGGUAUAUCUCAGCGUGAAGUCACCACAUUUUAUCCGGUUCUUGUUGAGAAUAAAGUUGAUCUUCAAAUGUUGAUCGAAGAUUUCUUUUUUGAUUUUGUGAGAAUGAAAUUUGAAUCAGAGAAUUACACAUUUGAUGUUUAUGUCACGAAGGAUGAGCGUGUCAGGAUUAUGGAUUUUAAUCCUUGGGGUGCGUUUACGCUUCCAUUGCUUUUUACAUGGGAGGAACUGGAGCAGAAUGUGAGACGAGAAGAGGCGAGCGUGGACUUUAGAGUUGUUGAGAGCCGAUGUGGUAUUCGGCCAGGUCUAAAAACAGCAGUACCGCUGGAUUAUAUCGAUACUAGUCCAGGGAGUGGAUGGGAUCAGUUUUUGAGGAAAGUUGAUGCAGAAUUCCAGCAGCAAAUAAUAUCUCCCGGAGAAGGAGCUGAUGCAUGAGAAUUUUGGUAAUGCUCUUCCCUGCCUGCUGUUAUUUCUUUCUGUAAUAGUCUCCGGUCUUCUGUCCUUGCCCUCAAAAUAGGUAUUUGUGUUGAAAAUAAUUUGUGUUAACAAUGACAGCUUCUCAACUUUCAUAAAAACAUAUGGUGCUUUUAAGAAUGGUACUCGUUGUAUACUUAGUUACUUACCUACAAAUCACAUAUCUCCGGGUUACCCGUUGUUGGCCAA
This is a messenger RNA of Mercurialis annua (annual mercury), 1404 nucleotides long. RefSeq lists its product as uncharacterized. Bases 160 to 1176 code for a protein of 338 amino acids. The record is from RefSeq and is a predicted model, not a curated record. The transcript has 2 exons. Gene Ontology annotation, cellular component: cytoplasm. Lineage: Eukaryota; Viridiplantae; Streptophyta; Magnoliopsida; Malpighiales; Euphorbiaceae.